Molecule: messenger RNA, 1809 nt
Organism: Aspergillus mulundensis
Lineage: Eukaryota; Fungi; Ascomycota; Eurotiomycetes; Eurotiales; Aspergillaceae
Gene: atg15
Product: triglyceride lipase ATG15
Exons: 2
Coding region: 1-1809 (602 amino acids)
Biological process (GO): multivesicular body membrane disassembly; neutral lipid catabolic process; macroautophagy
Molecular function (GO): glycerophospholipase activity
Source: RefSeq, a predicted model, not a curated record
AUGGACCGUCACAAGCGGACGAGGAAACGGCAUUUGAUGGACAUGGGCGUCACCACCCUGCUCAUGUCUCUUGCCCUUCCGUCUUGCGUCUCCGCUUAUCAGCAGCCCGUAUACUAUGGGUCUCAGGACUCAUCCCCGUUCAUUCCCCCACAAGUCCCCUUAGCUGAUCCUCCUACGCUCUCUGGGACGCAUGAGUUUACCCUUCGCCACAUCGUUCAGCGAGGGGCUUAUGAAUAUCCCGAACUACACAGGAGACUAGACAUUAAACCACAUACACAACUACGGACCUUAUCGGAGGAUGGUAUAGAAGAUUUCGAGCCCGCAGCUCUCAACAUACCCUUUGUUGCAUCCUCCCAGCCUAUCACCAUCGAGCGACUAGCAGACCGGCGUCUCUCGGUCAUCGAGGAACACUUAGCGGCCGCAAGAACUACCGGGUCAGCAGUCACACUUGAAUCAUCGCAAUGGGCCAUGGACACUGUGGCCGGCCCUAAUGUUACUGAUAAAAAGACAGUCUUGACCUUUGCGAAGAUGACGGCAAAUGACUACAUCGAAGUACCAGGGACCGAGGACUGGGAGGAUGUCAAUGGUAAACUCAACUACUCUAGGAGUUUUGGUUGGCAGAACGAUGGGUUGCGGGGCCAUAUCUACGCAGAUGACACAAACAGCACCAUCGUCAUAUCGCUCAAGGGAACGUCUCCCGCCCUGUUCGACGGAGCCGGGACAACUACCAACGACAAGGUGAACGACAAUCUUUUCUUCAGUUGCUGUUGUGGCCAGGGCGGGUCCUAUCUGUGGCGAGAGGUCUGUGACUGCCAAAAAUCCGCGUUCAAUGCCAAUUUGACUUGCAUCGUUGAGGCUAUGAAUGACGAGAAUCGAUACUACCGUGCCUCACUCGACUUGUAUUCCAACGUCACCGAGCUGUACCCGGAAGCAAACGUUUGGCUGACGGGCCACUCUUUGGGAGGUGCUAUGGCUAGUUUACUUGGAUUGACAUUCGGAUUACCUGUCGUCACCUUUGAAGCUGUACCGGAAGCACUUCCCGCCGCUCGACUCGGCCUACCGAGUCCUCCCGGAAAUGACCCAGCCCUGCCGCAAGCGAGGAAGUUCACAGGGGCGUAUCAUUUUGGCCAUACGGCAGAUCCUGUUUACAUGGGAACAUGCAACGGUGUAAGUUCCGUGUGCACAUGGGGUGGUUAUGCCAUGGAGUCCGCCUGCCACACUGGCCAAAUGUGCGUGUACGAUACCGUCGCAGACAAGGGGUGGCGCGUUGCACUUGGUACGCAUCGCAUAAGAGCCGUGAUCUCAGACGUCAUCGAGGUAUAUGAUGAUGUGCCGCAUUGCGCGCCAGAAGAAGAAUGCUAUGACUGUGAGUUGUGGAAGUUUUUCCGAAGCAACGGCUCCGAGGUCACAACGACGAGCUCAACACAAACGUCUACAACCACAACCACGUCAACCAGGACGACUACUUGUAAGACUCCUGGAUGGUGGGGUUGUCUGGAUGAUAGUACAACUACCGAUUUGCCCACAACUACCACCACAACAACAUCUACCUGCAAAACUCCUGGUUGGUUCGGUUGCAAGGAUCCGACAAGUACUACGGUGACAACCACCACUGAGGCACCUACCACAACCACAACCUGCAAGGAUCCAGGAUGGUUUGGCUGUCGGGACCCCACAUCACCAACAACCUCGACCUCAGCGCCGCAAACUUCCACCUGUGAAACCCCCGGAUUCUUCUGGGGUUGUCACGACCAGACCGCGGUGAGCCACGUCAUCACACCAGCGCCAGUCCUCCCGAUCGAUCUCUGA